CAUCAAUCAAUCGAGACGUCAAAAAAGUUUAGUUUCUCUUGUCGUUGGCAUAAAAAUGAUGGUUCGUAUACAGUGAGCUAUUUGAGUUUGUAUCGAUAUGCAACUCGUUGGGAUGUAUUCGUUAUAGUUCUUGGCAUCAUUUUUACAUUUUUCAAAGCCUUAGCACUGCCCUGGAUAAUUAUUGUGUACGGCGAAUUUACAUCACUGCUGGUUGAACGAAUUUAUGGCAUUGGAACAAGUUCACCGACGUUGAUGCUACAGUGGUUCGGGGGCGGACGUAUAUUAGCGAAUGCGACCAUCGAAGAGAAUCGACAAGAAAUCAUCAAUGAUUCGAUUGCAUAUGGAAUUCUAUCGUUAAUUGCAACAUUAUGGCAGUUUAUCAAUGGAAUAUUCUGCGUUGAUUGCUUUAAUCGGACGGCUAUACGGCAAGUUACGCGCAUUCGCGUUAAAUAUUUCGAGUCAUUGAUGCGACAGGAGGUCGCAUGGUAUGAUGAGUUCGGGGGAAAGACUAAUUUUACCGUUCGCAUCACCGAAGAUAUUGAAAAGAUUAAAUCUGGUCUUGCGGAAGAUGUGAGCCACUUCUUGUUUUUGGUAUUUUCAUUUGGGAUAUGUGUAACCAUUUCAUUUGUUUAUGGAUGGCAGUUGACACUUAUCGUCAUUUCGUACCUUCCAAUUGUUUUCCUCGUCAACAUCAUCGUCGGUAAGGUAAAUUUCUAAAUGAAUCGAGUUAAU
This is a messenger RNA of Sitodiplosis mosellana (orange wheat blossom midge), 732 nucleotides long. RefSeq names its product multidrug resistance protein homolog 65-like. The annotation marks the transcript as partial. Gene Ontology annotation, molecular function: ATP binding; ABC-type transporter activity. Gene Ontology annotation, cellular component: membrane. The transcript is spliced from 5 exons. The record is from RefSeq and is a predicted model, not a curated record. Lineage: Eukaryota; Metazoa; Arthropoda; Insecta; Diptera; Cecidomyiidae. Gene Ontology annotation, biological process: transmembrane transport.